UAUCAUUUGCUUUACUUGCAUUUACUUUGUUCUCUAAUCCUUCUUCUCUAUUCUCUUCAUCUCUAAAAAAAAAAACGCAUUCUGUAGUCGCAUACCUCAUUCCUAAUCAUUUGCUGUCUUUCAUUUGCAUCUCAUUCCACAUUCAGCUUUGUAUUGUUCAACUUAGAAAAAAAAAUCUUUGAGCAUUUUUUAAAAAAAAUUAUUUUACUAUUCUACUUACGCGCAUUUGCACAGCCUAUAAAAUUUUAUAAAUAUGGCAUCACGAAUCAUGCACUCACACUCCCCAGCUUAUGAUCAAUGUCCACAGAAUAGUCAUUCAUACCAAAAUCAGCACCAAUAUCAAUAUCAAGAUCAGCAGCCUCCAUAUAACCAUCGCCCUUCAUCAACUCCCCCAUCUUUCUAUCGAAACAGCAGUAAUUCACCAACGGACAGAAUGAGAUGUUGGCCUGAAGAUCCACAAGAACGUGCAGCCAGGUCUUCGCCGGGACCACAACAUAAACAUACUUCAUCUCACCACUCUUCAUACCCAACGUCAUAUUCAAUCAAAAGCGCUUCUCUUUCCUACGGCUCACCAAGAAGCAUCUCAGUAGGUCGCUUGCCUCAUUCUCCACAGCCAGAACAAUAUUCACCAUCACAACAGGUUCCAUAUUCGAGACAAAGCGAACAGGACGAGGGAUACCAUGAACCACACUAUUCACAAGAGUCAAGGUCUCAUAGCAAGACCUUCAAGAGUCCAUCUCCAACUACGCCCAUGAGUCCACCAUCAUCUGUUUCAUACUCUCCGUCUUCUCCGCCUUCUCUGCCUUCUCCGACAUCAAAGUCCAUGGUUUAUGCAAGCAAAGCAUCCAGUGUAUACAGCCCGAUCACGACAACAGUUCUAUCCGAGGAGAAGAUGUUUUCGCAAUGCCUAUCCCCUGAUGCCCAAGUCCCCUUUUCGCCAAAUUUUUCGCAGCCACAGUCGCGUUCGCCUUCGCCUGCGACAGUGUCGAAGGGCGACAGGACAUUGUACGUCGACAUUUCCGCAGCUGCAUCAUCGUUGUCUUUGCUAUCGACUUCAUCGACACCGUCCUGGUCAUGGUCGUCCUCAACACCGACCAUGGCCUCACCCAACGAUCACAAAACAGACAUGGCUAUGUCUGAAGGCCUGGUCCCUAGAUCCACGAGAGAAAGAAAGAGUAGCGAAAGUUCUAGCCUUCGACUACCGGCACGAUAUAAUAAUGUUUCCGGUCUCAAGUUGCGGCUCCCUUGCGGUACUCAUGGAUGCAAACUCCAAUUUUGUACUGAGCAGACCUUGAAAGCCCAUGAGCGCAUCUGUCGACCAAAUGUGACGCCGCCUGUCUUUAUCUGUGAAGAAUCUGACUGUAAGGCAUCGUACACUUCAGUCGAGAAGUUUUCCCGUCAUCUGGUCACGCACAUGCCUGAAAUCAGUCCAGAAGAAGCAAGCAAAUUCCCUUGCAUCCGACCGGACUGUAGCAAGUUCCUUUCGACGCCAAAAAGCCUUAAAGACCAUCUGCAGAUCCACCGAGAGCGUGACAGUAAUGUCAAGCUUCCUUGCCCGAAUAAAGGAUGUAACAAAUUGUUUGGAACGAGUAGGUGCCUAAGGACCCAUGAACUUCGAUGUAGACAAGUCCAAUCGGGUGUAAGGCUGCCCUGUCCUUUUGAGGGUUGCAAGUCCACUUUUGGCAGCACGGAUUACGUGCGUCGCCAUGUGCUCGAUCACGAGAAGGGACUUGUAGGCAAGGAUUUCCAAUGUAACUAUGCUUUCUGCAAGUCGAUCCUAGCAAACCCGUUGACACUUCAGCGACAUGUGCAGCUUCAUGAGGAGCAGUCCAUUGGGAUCGAGUGGAGAUGUCUGUUCGUGGGCUGUGGUAAGCUGUACUCCGGUAGUAAGCAGCUGAAAGACCAUCAGACAAGGAUCCACAAGGACUUGGAUGAGAAUCAUACGUUUGGAUGUGCAUACAGCACUUGUAAAGGCAGAUUUAAAUGCCAAGGAUCUGCAUACAAGCAUGACUGUCUCUAUCGAAAGCAAUGCGGUUUCGAGGGAUGCAAGAUCUUGAUACCAAACAAGAAGAUCUUGGAGGAACACUUAUGGCAUCACAAAACCUUGAUGAGUAACCCUCCUUACCCCUGUUUCGAAGAGGAUUGUCGCAAGAAGUUUUAUUCAAAGACUGGAAUCCUUGCACACUUGGUUUCGCAUAUGGUUGACGCGAACAUUACUGCCAGAACUACAUCUGAGACUCUUACGACCGAGGGGUCUGUCGAUGAAACAAAAGAGAUGACUACAUCUGCUACCGCUGCAACGCCAACAACAACACCAUCAAAAACAGAUACCAAUAAUACCACGGCCUCUGGCGCAUAGCAAAAACCCAUAAACAUGUACAAACAAACAAAUAAAAACACAAAACAAAAACAAAAACACAC
Lobosporangium transversale is the source of this 2421-nucleotide messenger RNA. RefSeq lists its product as hypothetical. The record is from RefSeq and is a predicted model, not a curated record. The transcript is spliced from 2 exons. Gene Ontology annotation, cellular component: nucleus. Gene Ontology annotation, biological process: regulation of transcription by RNA polymerase II. NCBI's taxonomy places the organism in Eukaryota, Fungi, Mortierellomycota, Mortierellomycetes, Mortierellales, Mortierellaceae. Bases 254 to 2359 code for a protein of 701 amino acids.